Cladocopium goreaui is the source of this 1455-nucleotide messenger RNA. NCBI's taxonomy places the organism in Eukaryota, Dinophyceae, Suessiales, Symbiodiniaceae. The record is from the annotation of a GenBank genome assembly.
AGUGACUGUGUUCCUACCAACGAGACCGCGCCGGGAGUUGCCUGAUUGCGACAGCUGCCAUGGCCACGGAGGGACUCAACGCACUGAAAAUUUCUGAUGACAAGAAGAAGUACAUCAUGGAUAUGCUGCACCCAGUGCUAGAAGAGAUGGUCGCCGAGACGAUUCACAAGAUGCCCAAGGAUCCCGUGCCGUUCAUGCUGGAGUGGUUGGAAAAGAAGAAGGCCAGCGAGGAGGACAAGCUGCUGUCUCCGGAGGAGAAAGAACGCUUGACGAAGGAGAACGAGGAUCUCCUUGUGAAGGUGAACAAGAUCAAGGGCCAGGUCCAAGAAGCCGCGAAGAUGGCCAGCGAGGCGCAGGCUGCCGACGAAGAGGAGGAGGAAGAGGACGAUGAGGAUGAUGAACCACCUCCAGGUUGGGAAGUGGAUCAGUCCAACAAAGCGCGAACCAGUGUGUCAGCUGAAGCUUAUGGUGAAUGGAACGCCAAGAAGGCCUUUGUCCCACCAGUGCUGGUCAAGAAUGAGGAGCAGAAGACCAGAUUGAAGGCCUGCUUGACGAAGUCUUUCCUCUUCUCCGAGCUCGACGCGACUGACUUGAGCAUUGUCAUUGGUGCUAUGCGGGAGGUGACUGCUGCAGCGGAUCAACGUAUCAUCAACCAAGGUGACAAUGGCGAUUUCCUUUUCGUCAUUGAGUCUGGCACUCUUGAUUGCUCCAUCAAGAUGGCCGACAGCUCAGAGAAGGUGGUGAAGAAAUGCGAAGCCGGCGAUGUCUUCGGUGAGUUGGCGCUCCUCUAUAACUGCCCCCGUGCUGCUUCAGUCACUGCCAAGGAGCCUUGCACCCUUUGGCAGCUGGACCGUGAUACCUUCAAUCACAUUGUCAAGGAGGCAGCGGAGAAGAAGCGCGCACGCUACGAUGGCUUCCUCUCCAAGGUGCCUCUGCUUUCCUCCAUGGACGCCUAUGAACGCUCCCAAUUGGCGGAUGCUUUGAAGGUGGAGAAUUUUAAGAAAGACGACAAGAUCAUUACCGAAGGAGAACCUGGAGACAAAUUCUACAUCCUCGAGGAAGGCAGCGCUACGGCCACCAAGGGAGGCACGGAAGUCAUGAGUUAUUCAGCUGGGGAUUACUUCGGUGAACUGGCGUUGAUCAACAACAAGCCACGUGCCGCCACCGUCACGUCCAACGGUGAAGCCAAACUUCUAAGCAUCGACAGCCGCAGCUUCAAACGUUUGAUCAACGUGAACGACCUUAUGACGAAGUCUUCCAAGUACACGAAGUGAGAGCCACGGCCAACACUGUGGAGGGAGACAUCGAAAUGACGUUUUCACCGAAUUCAUGGCAUCUGCUCCGACAUGCAACUGAAGUUGCGUGCCAACAUGCCAACAGAACGGAGGCGGCACGAUGCUUCUCUCCUGCGAAAAAAGAGAAAAAAACACAGACCAUCAAUUGUAGAGGCAGUUU